Messenger RNA from Tetrahymena thermophila SB210, 993 nucleotides. RefSeq names its product transmembrane protein, putative. Lineage: Eukaryota; Ciliophora; Oligohymenophorea; Hymenostomatida; Tetrahymenidae. The transcript has a single exon. The record is from RefSeq and is a predicted model, not a curated record.
AUGAAAGCUUCUUCUAUAGGCAAAUAUAAUUUGUUGCUGCUGUUAUUAAUUUUUUAUAAAGCAAAUUUAUUUAUUACUUUAUUCAGCUGGUCAAAAAUUGGUUAGCUAUUUAUUUAUAUUUAAUAAUAAUUAAUCAGAUUAUUAGGUUAAUGCAUUUUACUUUAGUUUUUUAGUCUUUACAUCUUCUUAAUAAUCUUUGAAACCAGAUUCUUUCAGUACAACACUAAUUAAAAAAUGCUCAUUUAAAUUCAAGGAGAACUUUAUUAUAAGCCAGUAGUCUUGCUCUUGUAUGCUUAGAAACAAUUUAAAUAAUCUAGAUCUUGUUAAAAUUUAUAAUUAAAUAUCAAUCAAAUAAAAAAAUAACUAAGAAUUCUCCAUAACUAAAAAAAUUAAAUAAACUACUUAACAACACAGUUUAUAAUCUAAAUAAAAAAUUUAAUAAACAAAUUCAACUUUACUGAGAUGAACAUGAUUGAAUCUGCAUAUAUCGAGAGCUGCGAAGAAGAAACUUUCUCUAGUUCUUUGUCAAUGAGGGAACCAGAAUCUGCUAUGGACAUUUCCUAAUGCAUGAGCGAGUUUAGCAAUAUGAAUCAAGACCAAAUAGUCCUUGAGUACUCUAAAUGCAACAAGUCUAAUGCCAUCAAAAAUAUCCUUUACUAAUUCUAAGACUUCAUCUAGAGCAGUGGUGAUUAAAUUGUGAUUGAAUCUAUCUCUGAAUAACAAGGCGAAAGGACUAUUGCUCAAGUCAGAAAGGAGUUUCAUAACUUUUCCAAGAAGAAGAAACUCAAUUAAUCCUUUUUGGUUUCCGUCCUUAAAAGUAAAAGAUUCUCAAUCCACUUCGAAUAUUUCCUAAAGUACUACACAAUGGACUGGAUCCUCAACGGAAAUAUAAAAAAUGUAAAACACCACCUUUUAUGCAUAGUAUUUCUAUAGAAGUGUUUUGAAGAUACAGCCUUAAUAGAGAAAAUAAUUAAAUAUAAGAAGAGAAAUUGA